Racocetra fulgida is the source of this 141-nucleotide messenger RNA. Lineage: Eukaryota; Fungi; Glomeromycota; Glomeromycetes; Diversisporales; Gigasporaceae. The record is from the annotation of a GenBank genome assembly.
AAAUUAUUGAAGAUAUUUUUGAAGAUUUGAGUGAAGAAAAACACAUAAAAAAGCACAUACACAUUAUCAUUGAAAUACCCAAUACCAUUGGUAAUAAAUUAAGCUUCCUAUUAAAUGCAAUUGCUCUUUAUUUUUAUGGAU